UUCAGGACGCUGAAGGGGCGGAAAGUCUAUAGAGACAAGUCUUGUUGCCCUACGGCAGAUUUCAAAUCGUCAAAAGUUCUUCAAUCUUCUUUAUUCACGCUCUUUUCAUUGGCAAUUGGCGGAGAAUUUCCUUUGCCAAGUCUGCAAUAUCUGUGGCUUGCCGAAAGAGAAAUUUAAUCCAUUAACCAGAUCUUCAUAAGAAUCCUUGUUUGAGAGUGACAAGCAAGCAACACAUUCCGGAGCCGUCUCUACGCCUCAACUCCAUCAUCAUAAACGCAAUUAGCAAAUUACCGCCAACGCUUCUUUCUAAAAGACCAACAGGAAAAAAGUAAAACAUGUCUGCUUCUUCAGUGGCAAGAAGCCGCGCCGGGCUAUUCCGGCCUUCUUCAUGCAUCUCUCGCACAACCCGCUUCUUCUCUACCAGCCGCCAGCUUCGCGAAUCAAAAUCAACACCUACCUCAAACCGUCCUACCCACUUUGGAUAUGAGACGGUUACCGAGUCUGUGAAGCAGGAGCGAGUUGCCGAAGUCUUUACCAGCGUGGCAGAAUCAUACGAUAAGAUGAACGACUUGAUGUCGAUGGGUGUUCACCGUCUGUGGAAAGAUCAUUUCGUUUCCUCGCUGAACCCAGGGGCCACAAACCCUACAGGCAUGCCACAGCGCAUCCUUGAUGUCGCCGGAGGAACUGGCGACAUCGCCUUUCGCAUGCUGCAGCACGCCCAUGUCAACAACGGCAACCCAAACGUGCACGUUACGAUAUCAGACAUCAACCCAGCAAUGCUUAGUGUUGGCAAACAGCGCUCCCUAUCUCUUCCAGCCUCUCAUCAGUCUUCUCUUUCCUUCCUAGAGGCAAACGCUGAAGUUCUGCCAUCAUCACUCAAAGACAAUUCCCUUGACUUGUACACAGUUGCCUUUGGCAUACGCAACUUCUCUAAUAUGCCCGCAGCCCUGAGAGAGGCAUAUAGAGUCCUCAAACCUGGCGGCAUCUUUGCUUGUAUGGAGUUUUCUAAAGUGGACAAGUAUCCCAUCUUCAAUGCAAUUUACAAGCAGUGGUCCUUCAGCGCGAUCCCAUUGAUUGGCCAGCUGGUUGCAGGAGACCGUGACAGCUAUCAAUAUCUCGUUGAAAGCAUUGAACGGUUUCCGUCCCAAGAGGAGUUCCGAGACAUGAUUGCUGGCGCAGGGUUUGCCAUUGUGGGAAAAGGUUAUGAAGAUUUGACUGGUGGCGUCGCGGCUAUCCAUAAAGGCAUCAAACCCCUAUGAAGACUUCUUUAGACUUAUAUGUCUAGUUUGUAUAUUAGUAUUCAGUAAAGACGCCCACAAAGGUUGCUUUAAUAAGAAGUCAUAUGAUAUUACAAUC
Molecule: messenger RNA, 1356 nt
Organism: Trichoderma atroviride IMI 206040
Lineage: Eukaryota; Fungi; Ascomycota; Sordariomycetes; Hypocreales; Hypocreaceae
Biological process (GO): ubiquinone biosynthetic process
Molecular function (GO): methyltransferase activity
Source: RefSeq, a predicted model, not a curated record